Molecule: messenger RNA, 3279 nt
Organism: Myxocyprinus asiaticus (Chinese sucker)
Lineage: Eukaryota; Metazoa; Chordata; Actinopteri; Cypriniformes; Catostomidae
Gene: vrtn
Product: vertebrae development associated
Exons: 2
Coding region: 155-2200 (681 amino acids)
Biological process (GO): regulation of transcription by RNA polymerase II
Cellular component (GO): chromatin
Source: RefSeq, a predicted model, not a curated record
CGUUUGACGACCACGCUGUUCACCUCACACAAUGGAUUAAACUUGGAGCUGUGAGAAGGUUACUGUCUUGCCAUACCGGAAUACUUUAUUAUUAUUAUUGUUAUUAUUUUUUCUUAUAAUUAAACUUCAAGGGAGCAUAGCAUAAAAACGAGGCAUGAUUCAGAGGGCAGAGGUGGUGCUCUCUGUCUUGGAGGAGCUGCAGGAGGCCACAGAAUGCACAGGCCUUGAUAGCCUCACUAAGAUUGCUGUGGAAGUGGAGCAGGUUCUAGCCCCUUUCCAUCUUCCUACAGCACUCUGCACUGAGAUCACCUCAUGGCUGGGCAUUGACUCUGCAGCUCACAGACUGUACCCAGCAGAUGCACCAGCUGGCUUACUUCCUCUAGUUUGUAAAGGAGAGGGAAACUUUCUGUUUGAUGCUGCUAGCAUGCUUCUGGUGGGCUCUACCAGCCUGAGCUUGGAGCUGCAGGUAAGGACUGUGGUGGAGAUGCUGCUUUGGAAGCAAUACUACCUAUGUGGUAUGAUCGACUCGAAGGUGAUGCUGCAGGCAGCCAGGUUUUCCCUUUGUGCCGAGGAAUCUCAGGAUAUGCUCAAUCUUCCAAUUCGGGUGCUGGAGGCCAUCUUUGAUGCAGAUGUCAAAGCCUCCUGUUUCCCUGGCUCAUUUGCAAACAUGUGGCACGUGUAUGCGCUAGCUUCUGUCCUGCAGUGCAACAUUUAUUCUGUUUAUCCCAUGUACAAUUUAAAGAUUCGGCCCUAUUUCAAUCGACUCAUUCGCCCAAGGACAUGGUCGAAAGACACAGAGACCUUGACCAUACACAUCAUGUGGUCGGGUGACCUGGAGGCAGGCUCUGUUUUUAAACCCCACAACUUUGUGGCCUUGAUUCAUGCAAGUGACAUCAAAAUUGGAAGCCCCAACAUUGAGCAGCGAAUGCCACCUGUCAAGUCCCAGGAGCUUCUAAGUCAGGAAUCCCAACUGACUUACUCCAGCCUUAAAGACAAAUUCAGCAUCAAAAAGAGCACCUUUUACCGGUGGAAGAAGCAAAGCAUUGACUACCACAAGAAGUCAGUUGCCAGGUAUGAGGCCAAACGUUUUUUUCUGACCUUCUACAAGCAAGGGAAGCUCAUUCCCCUCAGCCAGUUUAAAGAGAUUUUCCCACAAAUUCCAAGAUCCACAUACUAUGCAUGGAAACAAGAGCUCGUUUCCACUUGGAACAACUCCGGUGGCUCUACAGAGGAGCUGAGUCCUGGUGACAGCACUGAGCAGGACUACUGGUCCUCCCCAGAGGUCAAGAAAACACCCAGCCAUGGGAGAUAUGCCAGUAUGUUAGCAUUUAGGUGUGAAAAAUGGGAAGGUGAACGGGCUCAAAAUGUGGCCUUGAUGCAAGAGGCCAAGAAGAGCCUGCAGAACUGUAUUGUUACAAACACCUCAUUCCCCUACAGACUUUUUAAAAGAAGGUUUCCUGGUAUCUCUAGGUCCACAUACUACAACUGGAGGAGGGAAGCCAUGUUGUUCAAUCCUUUCAAAGAGCUCCCGGGUAGCAGUGAGGAAAGCUCAGAUGCUGAUAAAACCCAGAGUCCAAGAAGUUUGCUGUCCCCUGUUAAGUUAGAGAGACAGAAAUUGACACCUAGAGUGAGGAUCUACAGACGCAAGCAUGAAAGCCUGAGGCUGGCUUACCUCCAGAAGAAAACAUUACGAGAAGAAGCCAGAAUGCAUGUCCAGAGGUCAAAGAUAUCCUUUGUCAAAUUCAAACUCAAGUUUCCUUCAGUUUCCUCUUCUUUCUACUGGCUAUGGAGAGAUUCUUUGAAUAGGAAAACUGAGAAGCCCAUCAUGAUGUCUGAGACAGAGAAAUCCCAAAGCCUGAUCAUCUCACAAGAUGUCAUUGAGAAGAUAAAAACUCAAAAAAUGUUUUCUUUUGAUGGAAACACUGAUUGCCUGAAUGGACAGACCGCUAGCCCCCCUGAAUUUACACAGCCUGAAUACUCUCUGCCCAAUAAGUCCAGUAGUGAACAAAUGUUUGUGAUGGAUGUUGUGGCACUGGCCAAUUUCAAGGCUAAAGCAAAGCUGUUCUUGCAGCAACGUUUUGAAGAGAAGUCCUUUCCCACUUUUAAAGAGUUCAGGUCCUACUUUCCUCUUACUCCUCGCUCCACCUACUACAUGUGGAAAAGGGCUCUGCAUCAUGGAGUACCAUUAGUUCAUGCCUGAAUGUUUGAUCAUAUUUUCCAGUAGUUAACAAUCCAAUUUUAACACUGCUUAUGUUCAUACUUCACUAUGCAAUGUGUUUUUUUUUUUUUUUUUCUGUCUACACCAGCAUAAUUGCAGUUCAUGCAUCUUAAUUAUUUGUACCUUUCCUUUAUUUGACCACUUGGUUCUAGCUCAAGGACAUUUGCAUGUGUGUGAACUCAGACAGUCUUUGUGUCCACCUAAGUCCUGAUGGCCCCCAGGCAAAAGGCAGUUCGAAUGGCUUUCUUUGUACCACCCCCCUCUCCCCCGAACUGUUUACAAUUUAAAUGACUUCAAAGUUUAGAUUGGGUUCAUUUUUAAUUUUCUUUUUCUUUUUUAAGUUCAUUAUAAUUGUUUUUCAGACUUUAAUAUUUUUUAUUCGUUUUGUUCUUUUCUCCACAUCCAUGAAAUUACAACUUGUUAACUUUGUUCAAAUGUAUAGUAUUUUUAAUUCAUACACUGGAGGUUUGUUUAUUAUUUCUUUUAUGAUUAUAUAUUUUUAUACUGACAAUUGAAUGUUAUCUCUGCUCAGUUACAAGUUUAUGUUGCCAGGUUAGAAGGAAUUCCUUACACUUGAAAAUGCUUCAAACUUCUAUGAGGGCUUGAUGCUGUUUUGCACAUUGUUUUUGACCACACUUUUCAGUUCACACAUUUAGUCUUUGUCUUGCUGCUAAUGGUGUAAAUAUCUGACAAUAUGUGACUUGAUUCAUGUACACUUUUUAAAAAAUAUAAAGUAAAAUUUUAGUAAAAUUUCUAUAGCUUAUUUUAAACUACCAAGCUAGCUUUUUUGUCAUCUGCACAGUUAUGGUGUUCUGUAACUUUUGGUUAAACUUUUCCGAAGAAACCAUGUCCUAAAGAGUUUACGGUUACCUCCUUUAGUCAUUUUGAUGAAUUUAAAAAGUGCAAAAGUGAUUUUUUUUUUAUUAUUAUUUUUUUUUUAAUGGUGAGGAUCUCAUUUUAUGCACAAGACCAAUUGCUCUAAUAAUUUGUGUAUUUAACACGUGUUAUGCCCACUGUUCUGUCCUUAGCUAUGAGUCAGAAAAUAAAAACAACUGGAUUCA